CUCAUUUAUCCCCACUCAGUGCUGUGAAUUCUACCACCUUAAUGGCGCUAACAUCUAUCCCCUCCUCUAUUCCCACUGCCAAUGCCUUAAUGUUCUUAUCACUUGUCUGGAGUACUGCAAUGGCCUAAAAAUGGGUCUCCCUGCCCCAAGCCUUGCUUUUCCUGACCAUUUUCACUUUCUACUUUUACUCCUGAAGCUGCUUUUGCCUGGACUUAAGUCCUUCCCAAUCUGUCUCCUCCAACACCUGCACGGGUGAUCCCCUACCUUGCUCCAGCGCCGGGGAUAACUGACUCUCCUAUAUCAGCUAGAGUCAGACCUGCACCCGGAUUUCUAGGACUCUUAUCUAUCUAGAUAGAUAAACUUAUUUUUUGAGACAGUGUCUUGCUCUCACUGCAGAGGCUGGAGUGCAGCGGCGCGAUCACCGUUCACUGCAAUCUUGAACUCCCCAGGUUCAAGCGAUCCUCCCACCUCAGCCUCCCGAGUAUCUGUGACCACAGGCGCGCGCCAUCAUGCCCAUCUAGUUUUUGUCUUUUUUGUAGAGACGGGGUUUCACUAUGUUACCCAGGCUGGUCUCGAACUCCUGAGCUCAAGCGAUCCGACCACCUCGGCCUCCCAAAGUGCUGGGAUUACAGGCGUGAGCCACCAAGUCAAAUACGCUUUAUACUUACAAAGUACCUUUGCAUACCUUAUUUCAUUUUCACCUCACAAUUCUCCAGCGUAGGCUGGACCGGUAUUAUUAUGCCCAUUUACAGAGAAAGGAAACUGAGAGUCAAGGCUGGGACAGUCACACCCUGCUGCGAAGUUAACAACCGUCACUUAGCAGCCUCGACGUUAACCGCGCUCUCAGCCCUUUCCGGUCCUACUCCUUGGAGAACCUUCCUGCACCUCCAAGAACUUGCCGAUAGGGUCUGCGGCGGUCCGGACAAGAUCACUCCACAGGCGCCCAGGACCUUCCCAUCCGUAGUGACGCGCGCCGGUGACGCCAUACAGUGACGUGCGGUGACGCGACUUACCCCGGAGCCAGGUGCCGGUAGGGCAGCCACACCCUGGGGCCCCCUGCUCUGGAGGGGCAGCGGUUAGAGCCGGUGCGGAAAAGCCGCCAAAGCCGCCUCAGGCGACUUUCUAGGCCUGCACCCCGGGAUCCAGCAGCCCGCGGUCGAUCGGUUGCUAAGUGACGCCACCGCGCAGUGGCGCGUGCGCGGCCACGGCGGAGUGCGUGAAAGCGGACGCGCGCCGCGGCAGCCGGGGCGGCGGCGAGGACGGCGGCCACGGCAGCGGCGAAGGGGGCGGUGGCGAAGAGGGGGGUGCGGAGCGGGCGGAAGAGGCGUCUGUGCCGGCUGCUAGGUCGCAGACGAACAUCGUUGGGAUCAGCGACUAUCAUCUGUUCCACAAGAUGAGUAACAGCCACCCUCUUCGCCCCUUCACUGCAGUGGGGGAAAUUGAUCAUGUGCACAUUUUGUCUGAACAUAUUGGUGCCUUGUUGAUUGGGGAAGAAUAUGGCGACGUCACAUUUGUUGUGGAAAAGAAACGUUUUCCUGCCCACAGGGUAAUUUUAGCAGCCAGGUGCCAAUAUUUUCGAGCGUUAUUGUAUGGUGGAAUGCGAGAGUCUCAGCCUGAAGCAGAAAUUCCUCUCCAAGACACCACUGCAGAAGCAUUCACAAUGCUACUCAAAUAUAUCUACACUGGGCGGGCAACGCUGACAGAUGAGAAGGAGGAGGUGCUGCUGGACUUUUUGAGCCUGGCUCAUAAAUAUGGAUUUCCAGAGCUAGAGGAUUCUACCUCUGAGUAUCUCUGUACCAUACUGAACAUUCAGAAUGUCUGCAUGACUUUUGAUGUUGCCAGUCUCUACUCACUUCCCAAGUUAACUUGUAUGUGCUGCAUGUUUAUGGACAGGAAUGCUCAGGAGGUGCUCUCAAGUGAAGGUUUCCUCUCCCUUUCUAAGACAGCACUUUUAAACAUCGUGUUAAGAGAUUCAUUUGCAGCUCCCGAAAAAGAUAUUUUCCUAGCCUUAUUAAACUGGUGUAAGCAUAAUUCAAAGGAGAAUCAUGCUGAAAUCAUGCAGGCUGUACGUUUACCUCUCAUGAGCCUCACAGAGCUUCUGAAUGUUGUGAGGCCUUCGGGACUGUUGUCUCCUGAUGCCAUCCUAGAUGCCAUUAAAGUGCGAUCUGAGAGCCGGGAUAUGGACCUCAAUUAUAGAGGCAUGCUCAUACCAGAAGAAAACAUUGCAACUAUGAAGUAUGGAGCCCAAGUUGUAAAGGGGGAGCUGAAAUCAGCCUUAUUAGAUGGUGAUACUCAAAAUUAUGAUUUGGAUCAUGGAUUUUCAAGGCACCCAAUUGAUGAUGACUGCCGUUCGGGCAUCGAGAUUAAGCUAGGUCAGCCGUCCAUUAUCAAUCACAUACGGAUACUCCUGUGGGACCGAGAUAGCCGGUCUUAUUCAUACUUCAUUGAAGUGUCAAUGGAUGAACUUGACUGGGUUAGAGUGAUAGACCAUUCCCAGUAUCUGUGUCGUUCUUGGCAGAAAUUAUAUUUUCCAGCCCGUGUCUGCAGGUAUAUUCGAAUUGUUGGAACUCACAACACAGUGAACAAGAUUUUUCACAUUGUGGCUUUUGAAUGUAUGUUUACAAACAAAACCUUCACUCUUGAAAAGGGGCUGAUAGUUCCCAUGGAGAAUGUUGCAACAAUUGCUGAUUGUGCCAGCGUGAUUGAAGGAGUCAGUCGGAGCCGAAAUGCCUUGCUGAAUGGGGACACUAAGAAUUAUGAUUGGGAUUCUGGCUACACAUGUCACCAGCUAGGAAGUGGUGCGAUUGUGGUUCAACUAGCACAGCCAUACAUGAUUGGGUCAAUACGGUUACUACUGUGGGAUUGUGAUGAUCGAAGCUAUAGCUACUACGUUGAGGUUUCUACCAACCAGCAACAGUGGACCAUGGUUGCUGACAGAACUAAAGUGUCCUGCAAGUCCUGGCAGUCAGUGAGUUUUGAAAGACAGCCUGCUUCCUUCAUCCGUAUCGUUGGGACACACAACACAGCAAAUGAGGUGUUCCACUGUGUCCACUUUGAGUGUCCAGAGCAGCAGAGCAGCCAGAAGGAGGAAAAUAGCGAGGAAUCGGGGACGGGGGACACCAGUCUGGCCGGUCAGCAGCUCGAGUCCCAUGCCCUGCGGGCGCCCAGUGGCAGCUCACUACCCUCCAGCCCAGGCUCCAACUCACGCUCCCCCAACCGGCAGCACCAAUAAAGGAGGCAGCGGGCCUGGUGUGACUUGGUGGGCUUGGGCGACGGCAGGAAAUGGUCUCCUCCCUGAGCAGGGGUCUUUGUUGACUGCCCCCGCCCCUGCCCCUUUCCAGGGAGGAGCUGCAAAAGCAGACACCGAACAGGUUUCCUCCCAAGGACAGAAAGGGGCUGCUUUGUUCUUCUCAAUUGUCCAAAUCAGGCUGGUCUCGAGGGGGAGAAAAUGGGUCUUCAAUCUUCAUCAAGUCCACCAUUAACACCCUACCUCUCUAAUCUAGCCCAGGCGCAGGGAACGGGAGGAAGUCACAGACAGGCCUGUGUUGGAAUACAAAAAUGGCAGACCAACGCUCAGGCGGAGGAGACAGCGCCAGGCCUUUGCUACCUGGAGCACCCUUUAGGAACGGGCUUCCUUAGAGUGUUCAUUCUGCUGGAAAACAUUGCCCUGGCAACCAAAUGAUUUUGUUUUUCUCUUAGUUAUUCUCCAGUCAGUGAAUCUUACGUGUUCCAGAUCUAUUUGAAAUGCUCAAGCAGCAAAUCACUAGUUUUAAUCCCUUUUGAUGCUAUAAUUUUCCUUCCUUGGUUUUGAAUGGUUCAGCUUGGGGGGACAGAGGCCCAUCAUGCAUGUCUCCUAAAUGAGACACGGAUGUGGCUCAUCCUGGCACUUGGGCCACAGAGGAGGUUCCGCAAAUGCACACGAGCAAAUCAACCUGUGGACACUGGAGUUAAUAGUCACUCGUGUGGCUGAGUUAUUCACCUGUCAUUCCUGACAUGGAUCCAGCCUUUAAGCUUGGGAGGCUGACAAGGAAAUAGUUACUAUGUCCGCUGCUAAUUCACUGUUCAGAAGUCCAUGUAGAUAAACAUAUACCGAGUUCUGGCAUGGCCACACCUGCCGGGGACUGCCAUGGCUUAGCCGCCCCUGCAGUUGUGUUUAGUGGAGCAUUGGAGAGGCAGCCACCUGCCCAUCAGCGUCGGGAACGCAGAACUGGGACUCCGUGCUUCCCCCACACCACAGUACUCAACUGGGGAUUGAAAAAUAGCAAUUCUAAGAAGCUUUUCUCCUAAUCCUCAUCGAAAGGACCUCAUUUGAUGAUGGUGGUUUGAUCUGGCUCCGUCUCUUACUUAGUGAUUUCCAUUCCAGUGCUGCCUACCCUGGGUAACUGUGGACAUCAUUGCCUGUCCCUCUGCUGUCUCCAGAGCUCCUGCCUCUGUCGCCAUCAGCAUCAGCCUGGGAGUCUCCCCAGGACGGCACGGCACGGCACACGGGCAGCACCGCGUCCCUGGGUCCUCGGCGCCAACCUGCAACCCUGAUCAGAGGAGGGUGAGGGCGUGGGAGUUUCCUUUCAGUGUGUCAAAGACAUACCAGCUGCGCUCCAAAAAGAGCCAACAGGUCAGCCGCUUCCUCCUAGUUUAACUUGGUUUUGAGUUAUUUGUCCAUAUGGAAAUAGUAGGGUAGCAUCAAAUUGCAUGAUUAAAUUGGAAGACUGUCUUUCCGUGUGAACACAGGAUAGCAGACAUCAGAGGGCCACUGGGUCAGGGCGGACAUGUUCCUGGGGAGAAGCCAGGCUCCGCAGCUCUCCAUCCUCCUCAGUGGCUCCAGCUGCAGGGCUGAGCUGCUUCCUGUCCCCUCAACUCUGCUCUCUGCCACUCCCUGUUGUGUGGGUGAGCGGAACACCCCUGGGGCGCCAGGCAUUCCCUAAUGGGAGGAGGCUCCUGUAAGGAACAGUGGGCUCCCGUUCCCAGUGGGGGUGCUGGCUCUGUCAGCCCCCAGCCCCAGGUUGCCAGUUAGCCAGGGAGCCCCUGCGCACUCAGCACUUCCUCCCCCAGUGUGUUUUCUACCCAGAGGGGGACAGAGGAGCCAGAUCAGUCAUACCAAGGGCAGAGUUCAAACAUUUUGAAAGAACCAUUCACGUGCUUCUUUUUAAACAUGGGCAUCGCCUGUCCAGAGGCCCCUGGCCUGGAGCAGCAUGCUGCUGACCUUGGGAAGAGAGGGGGUGCUGGUGUGGGGGCUGGAGGGGCUACCCAGCCCUGCAUCUGCAACCCUCCAGUCCCCUGCCCGCAGAGCACACAGAGCCCCCCUGUGCUCCGGGAACUAGACAGCAGCUUGGCAGCUCGGCCUCGCGUGAGCAACGGAAUACGCUUCAAAGCCUCAGCCCUAGACCCACAUCUGCAGCUCCCUGGCCUGUGGCAGCUCUUUCCUUUGGGGCAUGCCCUUCCGAUCUCUGUCCUUCCUGCUUCCAGCACUUUAAAGAUGCCCCUUAUCAUCAGAUAAAGAGAAGUCAGGGGAAGGUGGGGCAGCACUAACAGCUGAUGUCACUGGUGAGGACUGAGGGCAGUCUCAUUCCCCCACAGCCGUGCUGCCAGCUCGCCUCCCCUCACUUUGCUGGGAGCCUGCCCUGGACUCCGGAAGGACACCAGGCUGGGGUCCACCUCCUUUCCCAGGCUGGAGGGGUACUGCCCUUCCCCAGAGGGUCUUCUGAAUGG
This is a messenger RNA of Piliocolobus tephrosceles (Ugandan red Colobus), 5706 nucleotides long. RefSeq names its product BTB domain containing 9 (gene BTBD9). Bases 1394 to 3232 code for a protein of 612 amino acids. Gene Ontology annotation, molecular function: protein binding. Gene Ontology annotation, cellular component: cytoplasm. Lineage: Eukaryota; Metazoa; Chordata; Mammalia; Primates; Cercopithecidae. The record is from RefSeq and is a predicted model, not a curated record. Gene Ontology annotation, biological process: adult locomotory behavior; modulation of chemical synaptic transmission; circadian behavior. The transcript is spliced from 11 exons.